AUGGUGGAUUUUCUCUUUCAACAAUAUCCUAUUGGCAAACACCAACCGAUCAAGGACAAACUGGAUUUUGUCCAAUCGGCCAAACAGCGUAUGAUUAAGUACAUUGGGCAUCCGGCACCGGAUGCGAUGAUGAGUUUCAACGCAGCUGAAGAUACCUUUGUGCUGUACUACCACGAAAGUGCCAGUAAAAACGACUCGGACGAGUGGGCAACCACACUGGGCAAGUUUUUCAGUUUGGCGGAAGCAGCCGCAAAGGAAUCUGACAGAUCAAAAGCGUUCAUAAUCGUUGACUGUGAACUUUCUGGCCAAAUGGGACCCAAGGGUUCCAAAGUUAACGAAGUGGCGCACUAUCGCAAUGGACAGUGGAUGUACGAUGGGUUCGAGGAGGACGAUGGUGAAGAAAGCGUUCCAAUGGCGAAACCAACCAUUGCGCCGGUAAAACGUCAGCAAGCCCAGAAGCGAGGUGCAGUCGAACUUCCGUGUCCCGGUUCCAGUAGACCAGGUUGCUGCUCACCGGAAAUAGUUCGCAGCUGGAAGUGUGCUGAGUGCCAGGAGUUGCUAGAGUACGGAUUUGAUGAUCACUUCUACUGCAAGUGUGGCAGAGCUCUAGCGGAUACAUUUACUUUUCACUGCGGCAGAAAAAGGCACGGUCUGCAGUAUGUCGGAUUUCGGUCAAAUGUAUAUUAUGUAUUAACCAGUCUUAUCGGCAAACUGGAAGCUUUUAAAGAUAUCAACAUCCUUGUCUUAGGCGAAAAGGGAGUGGGAAAGUCGACGUGGAUCAAUGGUUUUGCCAACUAUGCCACCUACACAACGCUGGACGAUGCGCUUCGCGAGCCAUUGUAUUUGAUUCCCGGUCAUUCCAUCACAUUAGAUGAGAACUACGGAAGGCAGGUGGUCAUUAUGGGCAACAGUGACAACGAAGGCGAAACACCUGGCCAAUCUUGCACACAAAUGCCUAAAACGUACGUCUUUCGCAAAGGAAACAACAUCAUCCGGCUCAUUGACACCCCGGGCAUCGGGGAUACUCGUGGUACGGAGCAGGAUAAAAAGAAUUUCCAGUUCAUCAUGGACCACUUGUCGCACUAUGACAGUCUACACGGUAUUUGCAUCCUGCUGAAGCCCAAUAACGCCCGGCUGACAGUAAUGUUCCAGUUUUGCAUUAAAGAAUUAUUGUCGCAUCUCCACCGCGAUGCUUGCGAAAACAUCGUAUUCGUAUUCACCAAUGCGCGCAGCACUUUCUACCGCCCGGGUGACACGUACCAAGCCUUGUACAAACUGGUUGAGCCGCCUCACGAGAUGGGUGAAACGCGGACUCUCAACCAAAACAAACGGUUAAUGCUAGCGUUGACAGAACCUUUAGUCUGUGUUAUUAAUAGCAUUCAAGAGAAUAUUCAAUGGUGGAGGAAAAAACAGAAAUUCUCCUUUUCCAAGAAAACCAAAAACGCCUAG
Paramacrobiotus metropolitanus is the source of this 1449-nucleotide messenger RNA. RefSeq lists its product as uncharacterized. The coding region runs from base 1 to 1449 and encodes 482 amino acids. NCBI's taxonomy places the organism in Eukaryota, Metazoa, Tardigrada, Eutardigrada, Parachela, Macrobiotidae. The record is from RefSeq and is a predicted model, not a curated record. The transcript has 3 exons.